UUUUCGAGUUGCCUAAAUACAGUAGAACUCCAAUUAUCCGAACUCCGACUAUCCGAAUCGCCGAUUAUCCGAAUCACAAGUCUUGACUUGACUUGCCUUAACUUGCCGUUGUGCCUACACUGACUUCCCCCCGCGAUUGUUUGUUUUGAUUAAAAAGUGUGAUAUUCACUUGCUCGAGGACGCUACUCUUUCGCUAUGGCUUACUUUUGUUUGUGCGUGUACAAUACUGUAUUGUUUAUAUACCAUGGCUUCGAAAAGAAAACGAAAAUCCGAUUAUCCGAAUAUUUGAUUAUCCGAAUGGGUCCCGGUCCCCUUUAAUUCGGAUAAUUGGAGUUCUACUGUAUUUUAAAAUUGUGUUCCUAUAUAAAUUUGAAAUCCGGUAGGUCUCAUUUCCCAAACGCAAUUAUGGUACGAGUAAACUCAAAACAAUAAACAUUUCCAAGUUCUGGAGAGUCACUAGCCCUGGUCGAUACGCGAAUGUAUCGAUGCAACGGCCAGGGCAGCAGCUACCUGUGAAGUGCGACCCUGGCACUACUUUAAAAAUUUUCUGUGACCCAAGGACGCGUCGUGCUGUGCUGUUCCCGAAAAAAUCCAUCUGCAAAGAGCACAAGGCUGCCAAUCCUAAUCCCUAGAGCGAGAGCCAAUAACCAGCGAAAUGGGAGUCCCGAAGUUCUUCAGAUACAUCAGCGAGCGGUACCCGUGCCUCAGUGAGCUGGCGCGGGAGCACAGCAUUCCCGAGUUCGAUAAUCUCUACCUCGACAUGAACGGAAUCGUGCACAACUGCUCACAUCCUGAUGACAGUAACAUUCACUUCCAUUUGGAGGAGGCACAAAUCUUUCAGGACAUUUUCAACUAUGUUGAUAAGUUGUUCUACCUGAUCAAGCCGCAGCGUCUUUUCUUUCUGGCUGUCGACGGAGUGGCUCCGCGGGCCAAGAUGAACCAGCAGCGCAGCCGGCGAUUUAGAUCGUCCCGAGAGGCGGAGCAAAUGGAGUCGAAGGCGUUGCAGAGGGGCGAGCGGCGUGAACACGAGCGCUUCGACAGCAAUUGCAUCACGCCGGGCACGGAGUUCAUGCAGCGCUUGCAGGUGAGGCUGCGCGCCUUUUUGCAAACAAAAAUCUCGACGGAUCCGCUAUGGCAGCGAUGCAGCGUGAUCCUUAGUGGCCAAGAAACACCUGGUGAAGGCGAGCACAAGAUAAUGGACUAUAUUCGGUUCAUGAAGGCCCAGCCCGACUUUGAUCCCAAUACGCGCCACUGCCUGUACGGACUGGAUGCGGACCUGAUCAUACUGGGGCUCUGUACCCAUGAACUGCAUUUUGUUGUGCUUCGCGAGGAAGUUAAGUUCGGUCGAAAUGUGAAGCGCACGUCCGUGGAGGAAACGCGCUUCUUUCUGCUUCAUCUCGGACUAUUGCGGGAAUAUCUCGAACUGGAGUUCGACGAUCUCAACACGGACGAGCACAAGCUGGACGUGGCGCAACUCAUCGAUGAUUGGGUGCUGAUGGGCUUCAUGGUCGGCAACGACUUCAUCCCCCACCUGCCCUGCUUGCACAUUUCCUCCAACGCGCUGCCCCUUCUAUACAGCACCUACAUUAAAAUCUACCCGAAGCUGGGUGGCAACAUCAACGAGAACGGAAAGCUCAACUUGCAGCGCCUGCAAGUCUUUUUGACAGCUCUCACCGAGGUCGAGCUGGAGCAGUUCAAGGAGCACGCCGACGAUCUCAAGUACAUGAACGCCAAGACGGAGGCUUUCGACGUCGACGUGUCGGAAAUAACCGGCACCGAGAGUUACGACUCUGACCUGGCAGCUUUGAUUGACAACAGCAUGAAGUUGUACGAGGGCGACAGUGAUGAGGACUUGUGUGACGAGGCGGCGAGCCUAAUGCACGAGUUCCAGAACUACAAGCGAAACUACUACUGCACCAAGUUCAAAAGCGAUUCGCCCGACCAGCUGAUCGAAGAGCUCAGCUACCACUACGUUACUGCGCUGCAGUGGAUCCUGGACUACUACUACCGCGGCGUACAGUCCUGGGACUGGUACUACCCCUUCCACUAUGCACCUUUCAUCAGCGACAUUCGUAAUGUGGAGAAAGUCAAAGUGAACUUCCAUCUGGGCGAGCCCUUCUUCCCGUUUCAGCAGCUUCUCGCGGUGCUUCCGUCUGCAAGUUUCAAAUUGAUGCCCACGGCCUUCCACGACCUCAUGCUGAAUCCGGAGAGCCCUCUGGCUGAGUUUUUCCCAGUGGACUUUGAGAGCGACCUCAAUGGCAAGAAGCACGAUUGGGAGGCGGUCGUGCUGAUCCCGUUCAUCGACGAGAAGCGUCUGCUCAACGCCAUGGUGCCGUGCGAGCUGCGCCUCUCGGAGGCGGAGAAGGAGCGAAACCGCCACGGACCGAUGUACCAGUACGAUUACACCCCGCAAUCGCAGGGGCCGCUUGCACCCUUUCCGCCGCUGCGGGGGCUGGCGCACUUAUACUGCACGGAAGUGUCCAGGUGGGCACGUGAGAUAGCUCUCCACUUGCCGAACAGCGUGUGUGUGGAGUUGCCCAACUCGGCCCGUCAUGUCUUUUACCCGGGAUUCCCCACAAUGCAGCAUUUGCCGUUCGAUUUUGAACUUCGGAACGACCGCGUAAAGGUCUUUGAGCAGGUUAGUCGCAACCAGAAUAUGGUGCUGAAGCCGCUAAAAGGUCCUCUGGCCGACACCCUGGAGGCGGUGGCCGGCAAGUUUCUGGAACAAGUGGUGCACAUCGGAUGGCCACAUCUUAUCAAGGCCAAGGUUGUGCGCGUAGCGACGCGAGACCAGAAAGUAGAUAGCGAGGGCCUCACCGUAAACGACGCGCGACGCUUUGAAUCGGAAUGCAAGAGUCUGCAGGAACACUUUACUACGCGAAUGGGCAUCCAGUUUGCCAGCUACGAAGUGCUAGUGUACGUGCGUACCUACGCCGGAAGCUCCGUGGAGUUCGGCCCCAAGGGAGAGGUUUUCAAUCGGGACGCAUGGAGCAGCACAGUCACAGGAUACCCUGCUCAUGGCGUGGUUGCCGAUCUUAUUGUAAAGGAGAACAUGCGUCAGCAGUUCCGGAACAUGGAGGACCUCUUUCCUGUGGGCUGUCCGAUAUUCUUCAUCGGCAAUCCGUACUACGGAAGCGAGGGCACCGUUUUGGAUCCGAUGCUUGUUUACAACUGCGGCCGUAUCCAGGUCAACAUACGAGUGCGGCCAGAGCCAGACCUAAUGGCGGCGCGCCUCAUGCAAGAGGAACGCGACAGGGACUUUAUGAACACGUUCGAGGUCUGUCGCCAGCUGAACAUAAACAAUCGGGCGCUGGGCCGCCUCACUGGCUCCAUGUGGGUGGUGCUGGGUCCUCGGCGCGAAAAAAUGGAAAACGUGGCCAAACACAAUAUUGGUCUGCAGCUGAAGUUCCCGCGGCAGAACGAGGAACGCGCCGGAUAUUGCUGCCGCUCAGGCAACCAGUGGUUCUACUCUAGUUUGGCUCUGGAGGUGAUGCGCGAAUACUGCGACCGUUUCCCCGACGUGGUCGAAUUCUUUGGCUCCAGCAAUGAGCGCAGCGAGUACGUGUUCGAAGAGGACAUCUAUCCUGACACCGUGGGACAGGGCGACAUGGAUGUGUUGGCUACCUGGGUGCGCCAACAACCGCACAUGAAGGUGGAGCGCGUCGGUUGCGGCUCCAAGACCGUCUGCCGGGAGACAGUCGAACUCCUAUUAACCGCCGUCGACGAGCUACGCGCGCUGCCCGUCAAGGACGUCAAGCUGCAAGUCAAGCCGCAUCUGCUCAUAAAACCCAACGUCACUUUGCCCGAUGUGUACCGCUCUCGUCGACCGGUGCGACUCUUUGACCGAGUCAUUGUUGUCCGGACGAUCUACAUGGUGCCCGUCGGUAUAAAGGGCACCGUGAUUGGCGUGCACCCCAUAACUGAUCCAAAUCCGGUGCGCCUCGAGUGCGUCCGCACGGUUGAUACCUUCUGCGAAGUGCUAUUCGACAAGGCAGUGCCUAACUUCAAUGACAUUCACGGCAUUGCCGCCGACCGGGUCUACAAGGUGCCGGAAGGCGCCUUGGUCGUCAUCUACACAAAUGAUCAGGGACAGAAAUACCAGGGCAGCGAACAAGCCACCCAUCAGCACAGAGCCCAAGGGGAAAAUGUCCGGAUCGAGAAACGGGACCAGCAGAAAGCGAGCAGCAGCCGCUAUGUCACGGCCGCAGGGUCGGAUUUUAAUCCAAUUACGAUGAAAACGAAGGUAGCCGAGGAGUUUCUCCGGCCCCAGGGCGAUUCAAAAGCCAAGGCCACGUCGAGCAAGCCCCAUGCCGAGAGUGCGGAGCAAGGAGGCAACUGGAGGCAGCAUACCUACAACCAGCCGGGCAACCAGUCGGGCAAGCAGCAUCCAGAGGCCGCGGAGCAGACCUCCAACUGGAGGCAGCGUGCCAAUAACCAGCAAGGCAAAUCGCAGGUCAAGCCUGCAUCCUGGCGCCAAUAUCAAAGGCAGCAAGACGGCAGCUCAGGUGGUGCCGGCAAAGCCCGCACCGAGGCCCCAGUGGCCGUGGUUGAACCUGCCGCAAACACCACGCCGCAGGCCCAGACCCUGGCCCUUAUGUCGAUACUGGGCUUAAAACAGAGCUCAGAUCAGUCGCAGAAGCAACCUCAGCAGUCUGUUUCCAAAGGCCCACAACAAGCGCCAUUGCCACAAGCCGCACUGCCCCAAUCUGCACUAUCCCAAGGUCCACUGCCGCAGGCAUCAAUGCCGCAGGCACUAGUGCCACAGGCACCGCUGCCGCCAGCUGGAGAAAUGCCAAACUUGCCGAAACCGCCGCUUUUCUGGCAGCAGGAAGCUCAAAAGCAGCAGCAGUCGCAGCAGGGGGAACGUAUCCAAAACCAACAAUGGUACCGAAGCAGUCAGCCAAUUGAUCUGGAUGCGGCCCAGCUUGUCAAAGGAAAUAUACAGCCACCGCAGCCGCAGCCGCUACGGCUGCCAAUUCAACCACCUCUAAUCAGCGGCCUGCCGAUGGGCUUCAACAACGGGAAUCAAUUACAUGGCAGCAACUUUGCGGCACACAGUGUCUUCAACAACAACAUGCGGCAGCCCCACAUGGAACUACCCCGAAGCUACCAGCCACAAUAUCACCAGUAUUCGCAUUAUCAGCAGCCGCCGCAGAACUACUCGCAGCUUCAAGAGAUAAGCAACGUGGCACCUCGGUACUCCUCCAUCCAGGACUUUGUUCCCAUUCAGGCGUACCGUCCCAAACAAUCGUCGCGUUCACAGCCCCAGAAGCGAUCGGACUCUGAAGCGCAGCCAAAGGAGGGUGUGGAAAAAGUACAAAUGGACGCAGGUCCAAGUCAUCAAGAUAUACCAAGCAACGAAGAGACUGCUGCCGAUUUGAUGCAGACACUGAAUAUUCCGCAGUCCUCGACAUCUCAGGGGGCUACUAGCGCCGACCCAACUGCCAGCACUGACGAAGGGACUGCAUUGACUCCAAACCAGGCAAUCAAGCCAAGGAAGCAGAAGGUCCCCCGCAUUGGAGCCAAGUUUGACUUGGAGUACAUAAUGCAUUAGGGUGGGCUUGAAGGUGGUGCCCUUAAUAAACGACGACUGUUCCCAUUAAUUACACAUUGUGAACAAGUAUCUAUUAAUCUAGGGAUUUCAUUAAAUUUAGUCAGUAUCACCCACCUAAAAAUGCUCAAAAUUGUUUAAGUUUGACAGACCUUUAUUUCCCCAAAUGUAUGCCCCCGAUGACAACCUCGACUCGCUUUCCUUUCCAUCCUGACUAGAUUUAAACGAGAAUGAAUGCGAAUAUAUGAAUAAUUCGUUAUGUUAAAGAUUUUUGAAACAUGGAGUUACCACAUUGGUGGGUAGAUUACCUAUAUCCUAUCCUGAGACUGAAUUAAUUGUUUAUUUUAUUUUAAUAAACUCAAUUUUUUUCUCAAAA
Messenger RNA from Drosophila ananassae, 5927 nucleotides. It is a transcript of the gene pcm, whose product is annotated as 5'-3' exoribonuclease 1. The record is from RefSeq and is a predicted model, not a curated record. Gene Ontology annotation, cellular component: nucleus. The coding region runs from base 656 to 5554 and encodes 1632 amino acids. Gene Ontology annotation, molecular function: RNA binding; 5'-3' RNA exonuclease activity. Gene Ontology annotation, biological process: rRNA catabolic process; nuclear-transcribed mRNA catabolic process. NCBI's taxonomy places the organism in Eukaryota, Metazoa, Arthropoda, Insecta, Diptera, Drosophilidae. The transcript has 12 exons.